Funneliformis caledonium is the source of this 1729-nucleotide messenger RNA. The record is from the annotation of a GenBank genome assembly. NCBI's taxonomy places the organism in Eukaryota, Fungi, Glomeromycota, Glomeromycetes, Glomerales, Glomeraceae.
CAUCAUUGGAUCGGGAAUUGUCACUGCACCAGGAAUCAUUUGGAAUUCAGUAAAAUCUCCAGGAAUCGUAUUAUUAUUAUGGUUAUUAGGUGGACUCGUAAGUAUGGCGGGGUCCUUAUCUUAUGUUGAACUUGGUGUCAAACAUAAGAUUAGUGGAGGAGAAACAAAAUAUUUACAGACCGCUUAUCCAAAACCGAAAUACUUUAUAAGUUAUCUAUUCAGCUUUAUGUACAUUUUUGCGAUAAGGCCAGGAAUUACAAGUGCAGUUUUACAAUCUGCGGCGCAAUAUUUUUGGUAUACUAUUAAUGGUCAACAAUUUGACAUUGAGACAAAUAAAAACGGAUUUCAUCUCCCAUUCUCUCCAUUUUGGGCUAUAAAAUUCAUAGCGAUCGCAAUGUUAUUCUUUAUAACAGCAUAUCAUAUGAUUAAUAACAGAAUGGCUAAUAUUAUAAACCAGUCACUGGCGGUUAUAAAAUUAAUCACGUAUUCAAUCAUCGCCAUAGCCGGAAUUUUUAGAUUAUUUUUGGAUUGGGAAACAAGUCGACUUCACUGGCAAAAGCCAUUAGAUGGAAAUACAGACUUUACGGCUUAUACUUCUUCUAUUUUACUGAUCAUGUUCAGCUAUGAAGGAUGGAAUAAUUUGAAUUACUCACUGAAUGAAUUUAAAAAUGUUGAAAAGGAGCUCCUUUUCAGCAAUAGUAUCAGCGUUGUCAUUGUUACAUUAUUGUAUCUUCUUGUAAAUAUUGCCUUUAUUUCUGUUGUACCCAAAGAAGAUAUACUUAAUAAUGGAAAGAUGGAUCAAAUUAUAGCCGCAACCUUUUUUAAUAAAUUAUUUGGUGGAAAUGAAAUAAUAGUUAGAAUUUUCACAUUUCUAAUUGUGCUUUCUGUAAUUGGCACUGCUGCUUCAAAUGUUUGGAGUGGAUCAAGGGUUAUCGUUGCAACGGCAAGAUCAGGCUUUUUUUUGAAACAUUCGCAACUUUUAAGAAAUUGGCAUCCAGGUUGCGACACACCGGUUAAUGCUUUAUUAGCACAAUUCAUUUGGUGUUCAUUAAUUAUAUUGUUUGUUGGCAGUAGUUUUACAAUUACCAAUUUUGAAUUAUUUUCAUCGUUUUCGAUGUAUAGUUAUUGGAUCUUUUACUUUGCUACUGGAAUAGGGUUAUUGGUAAUUAGAAAGUAUAAAUUACUUGAAAGUGAAAAUGGAUUAUAUAAAGUUCGAUUACCUAUUGCUGGAAUUUUUAUAUUGGCAGGUUUAUAUAUACUGAUAUUUUCCUUUGUUAUUAACGUUCAAUGUCCAAAUAUUUUACCGCCUGCUUCAGACGAAUGUAGUAAAUAUUUAAAAGAACAAAGAGUUCAUAAAAUGUCACCAUUCUUUAUUAGUUAUGGAUUUCUUUUUAUUGCUUUAAUAUUUUGGUAUUAUUAUUGGUGGAAAACUACGAAAGAUGAAAUUAAUGAAAAGAAUGAAACGAAUGAAACAAGAAGCUGGGAGAUGAUGGGAGAAUUUGAGAACAAGAAUGAUGAAGAAGCUGUCAAAGAAAAAGAAAUUAAAGAGUCGAAAGAAAUUAAUGGAGAAGUUGAGAAAAUAAAUGAUGAAGAAUCUAUAAUAGGUGAAGCUAAGGUGCCGAAAGGAAAGCAGAAGAAAAAGGAUAAAAUGUUUACAAAUGAUAAAAACCCUGGGACUACAUCUGAAUAUUAUGCUGAACCAUCUGGAAAUAAUAUUACGGAUCAAUAA